Messenger RNA from Columba livia (rock pigeon), 6184 nucleotides. RefSeq names its product solute carrier family 22 member 16 (gene SLC22A16). Gene Ontology annotation, cellular component: membrane. Bases 170 to 1915 code for a protein of 581 amino acids. The record is from RefSeq and is a predicted model, not a curated record. The transcript is spliced from 8 exons. Lineage: Eukaryota; Metazoa; Chordata; Aves; Columbiformes; Columbidae. Gene Ontology annotation, biological process: transmembrane transport.
CGUCUGUCCCGCCGGGCACCGAUUGGGCAGCGCCCCGCCCCCUGGGGGGCCGGCGGGCGGGGCGGGGCGCGAUGUCCCGCUGGAGGCGGGCGGCGGGGUCGGGACGGUGCCUCUUCUCCGCACCUCCCGGACAGCGAGACCCAGCCUGCCGGCUUGCUGCCGUCCCGCCAUGGUUCCCAGCUCCGAGCGACUCUUCGACUCCCUGGGACACUUCGGCAGAUUGCAAGCAUGUGUUUAUUUUGCCUCUGUUUUUCAAGCUAUGUCAUGUGGUAUCCAUUACUUAGCAUCUGUGUUCAUGGCUGUUACUCCUAACUUUGUAUGUGGGAUCCCUGGAAAUGUGAGUAAUGUUCUUUUCUACAACUCCUCUGAAUCGAGUAUAGAGGACAUCUGGACACUAUGGACAUCAACAGAAAAUUACAUUGUAGUCCAGCUGGAAAAUGGAGAAAUUUGGGAACUUAAUCAAUGCAGCAGGUCCAAACGAGAAGUCGGGUUGGAUCUGGCAUAUGAAUACAAAGGCAACAAGUCCAUAUAUUCUUGUUCUGAUGGAUUUCUCUAUGAUGAUACAAAAUGGAAGAGCACUGUUGUUACGCAGUGGGAUCUGGUCUGUGACCGAGAAUGGCUUGCAAAACUAAUCCAGCCUACAUUCAUGCUUGGAGUCUUGAUUGGAGCAGUGAUUUUUGGUGACAUUGCUGACAGACUGGGAAGACAGCGUGUUAUAUGGUUCACAAGUGCUGGUCAGUUUUUAUUUGGCAUCGCAGUGGCCUUCACAUAUGACUACUACAGUUUCAUGAUUGUGCGCUUUCUCCUUGCUAUGGUUUCCAGUGGCUAUCUGGUUGUGGCUUUUGUUUAUGUGACUGAAUUUGUUGGCAUUAAAGCACGAACCUGGGCUUCUAUGCAUGUCCAUGCUUUUUUUGCUAUGGGAAUUAUGGUUGUGGCACUCGUGGGAUUUUUGGUUCGGACCUGGUGGGUCUAUCAGAUAUUUCUCUCCGUAGUGACUCUUCCAUUUAUCCUCUGCUGCUGGAUGCUCCCAGAAACACCUUUUUGGCUCCUGUCAGAGAAAAGAUAUGAAGAUGCACAAAAAGUAAUUGAUAUAAUGGCAAGAUGGAAUAAAGUGAGUACUCCUUGCAAAGUUUCUGAACUGUACUCAGUCCAACAAGAUGAUUCAGUAAGAGACAGAACAGGUGACAAUGGCACAUCCUCAAGAAAGAAGCACAAUAUCUUAGACCUGUUUUGUAACUGGCACAUUGCAAGAAGGACCAUCACAGUCUGGCUGAUCUGGUUCACUGGGAGCUUGGGGUACUACGUCUUCUCCCUCAGUUCUGUCAGUCUAGGAGGCAAUGAAUAUUUAAACCUCUUUCUCAUAGGUGCUGUGGAGUUGCCUUGCUAUAUCAUUGCUUGCAUUGGGAUGGACAAACUGGGAAGGAGAAACACACUCAUUCCGUUCCUUAUUUUAAGUGCAUUGAUCUGUGUUUUAAUUAUGUUCAUACCUCAGGAUUUCAGUAUAUUAAUUAUCUUAGCAAAUAUGGCUGGAAAAUUUUCAAUAGGUGUGGCAUUUGGCCUUAUCUAUCUCUACACAGCUGAACUGUACCCAACAAUUGUAAGGUCACUUGCUGUUGGAAGUGGAAGUAUGAUGUGUCGUGUAGGAAGUGUGGUUGCUCCUUUCUGUGUUUAUCUGAGAAGUGUUUGGAUUUUCAUGCCACUUUUGCUUGUUGGGAUCAUGGCUCUCCUGAGUGGAAUAUUAACGAUAAUGCUUCCAGAAACACUGGGAAAACCAUUGACUAAUACUUUGGUGGAAGCAACAGAAAUGGGAAGAAACGGGAAAAGCUGUUCAGGAAAGACUCCUCCAGGACAGAGUGGUGCAACAUUAGAAAAGAUAGAGAUGUUUGGUCAAGAAACAGUCAGCACUGAGAAAUAAAGCAACCCCGAAACAGCUGUUCACAAUUUUAAUCAUUAUAUAAUUUAUAAGAUAUUUUUAUUCAAGAAAUGUGACUGUUCUAUAACAUCUGUGCUUUUUAAUUUGUAUUCAGUCUUACCUUUUCAACAGAGAAAAUAUAGAAAACCUUUUCCACAUGACGAAGGUACUGCAGAAAUUUUGACAGGAUAUCUAGAACCCUUACCAAACUUACCCAGACUUUAGAAAACCUAUCUGACUUGAUAUGACCAGUUGGAAUGAUUACUUUAAAUGUUGGAACCUACCUGAUUACACGUAUGUAAAAAAAUACACCAGUUCUUUGCUUCACAUUUUCCGCAGUUAGAUUUGCAAACUCACCACAAAGUGCCUUGUCCACUCUUGUCCUGUUGCAGCCGACAGCUACAGGCUUGAGACUUCAGAACACAGUAAACUCAGACGGUUAUCAUUCAAGAGAGAAACUUUAACAUUGCGUCAAGUCAUAUCAAUAAUUUCAAAAUUAAACUAAUUUUUUUUUUCCCAAAUUUUCUACUAGAAAAGGUGCCAUUGCUAACAAAGAAAAGUAUUCUGUGGAACAACUUGCAACUGAAAAAAUAAUACUAACUUUGAAAAACGUGCGAAUAGUUUGUAUACUAUUCAUUCUGGCAAAUGUAUUUUUAUUAGUGGUUUAGAAAAAAAUUGUUCACUGGAUCUACUGCUGGCUUAGUGAGUUCUUUUUAGUUUAGUUAAAACUAAAAUGUCUGAUGCCUUUGAAAGCCAUAUUCAUUCCAGACCAUUAUUUCAGUGCUUCCCCUCUCACUUAUUUCAGCUCCAAUCUAGCAUCAGAUUCCUCAUCACUUUCAAGAUCUACACCUUUGCCAAAUACCUCCAUCAAGAUCUCUCAGUCCUUGGUGGAAAAGAAUAAACAACAUAUGGGUCUUAGGCUCUUUUCACAGAGGUGGACUUAGUUAUUGAUGAAUGAUUAGUAGACACAGUAUCUACAUGCCAUUUUUCUCAUAGACCACAUGUCUGUAGCUCAUUUUCUCUUUGUACCGCACAAAAUCAGUUAGAAAAAUAAAAUUUAAAAAUUAUCAGUAGAAGAGUUACCAGUUACUCUAGUAGUUUUAGUCGGUGUCUGUAAAUAUCCCACUAUCGUUACACCUUGUGUGUGCAUCAAUGCUUUUUGCUGGUGCAGUGAUCGUGCCUUAUGACUGUGGACCACAGAAAACUGGUAGACAGGAAUGCAUCAUUCUGGCUGCUAUUUUUAUGCCUUUCUGUCCCACCUUCCCUUUUUCAGUCUACCUCCAGCCCUGGGAGUUUUUAACCUGUCUGAAGAUCUGUACCUUCUUCUCUCAGCUACCCUUGGUUUGAGGGGAGCAGCACAUGAAGCUUCUGUAUUGGGGUUCAGACAGCCCUCUCUUGCCUGGGCUGUGUCAACCCUGUCAUCCCUGGUUUGAAAUCAGAGUUCUUCGCAUCUUAGGCUCUUACUCUCCUACUAGCUGGUACAAUCUCAUCAAAACAAGUCUUCCCUUGUUUACUUCUUUGCCAUGUACCCCAAAAUAAGACAUCUAUAUUACUGUAGAUAAAUACUCUAUAUACUGUACAGUUUAAUCGUCACAUUUUUCAAUUAUAUCUGCACAGUCGCAUUAGUUUCAAUGACUUCUGAAACCAGAAUAACGGUUUAUAUCCCCUAAAAAGAUUUUUUUUCUUCACUCCACUCUCCUAGAGUGUCAAGUAACAUUUUAGUCCUGGUAUUAAGAUAAAAUCAUAUCCUAUAUGAGGACUAACAUGCUUCAAAGCCAAGCAAAAAAUUGGUAAGUUUAAGUUCAGGGAGUUUCUGUGUCAUAAUUACAUGGAAAGCAGCGAGGGAUCUUUAUGGUCCCUUCAAUUCCGUGGGCGUUCCAGUAUUUGCAGAGAAAAACUCUGAAUAGAACUACAUAGAACACCAUGCCUUCUGUCCAGAUGUAUUAGUUCAGCAAAAGCAUGUGCUUAACCUUACCCGCCUGAGUAAUCCCACCGUUAUUCAGAGGAUGACUUGAGUAUGUACUUUGAUGACUGAAGACAGGAUUACUCACAUGGCGUGGCUUUUUAUUUUGCUGAAGAGCAGACCUGGUAUUCUUCCACUGCUUUCAGAUCCCCCUCCACUUUCCAGAGCAGAACAGCUCUCCUUAUCUGCAGGAUCUGUUGCCAAACUCCGCAUGCCCUGACUUAAACAGGGGUUUAACCAUGCUAAAAAAGAAAACAUCAUGCAGUAGACCUAACAAGGAAUUGACCUGGUACUGGUUGACAUUGCAACUACCUUCCCCCCCAAAAGAACUUCAGAUAAUUGCUUUAUUUUGGGGUUCUUUCAAACCCAUACUCCCUCUUUUAUUAGUACAAGGUCCUAUCAAACUUCUUAGUCUUGAGUGCUGGGACAGAACGGUCUUAUUUCUAACAAGGUACUAAACAACAAUUAAAAUUAAUUUUUCUGCUUCCUUACCUGCUGAAUAACUGACAUUAGGAGUUUCCCUGCUAAGAACAGUCAAUGAAUGUCAUGUGUUCCUUUGACUUGAGGGAUUCAGGACCUGUAAUAGGUAUACAUAAGGUAAAUAAAAAGCAAAGUAAAAAAACAAACUUAAAUGCACAAUGCUAGUAAGCAAUCCUUACAGACUAAAACAUAAAGACUUUUCUAAAACACAAUGUAGCUUAAUGGCUUUUAAUCCUGAAAGCCAGCUCCUUCUGUUACUGAAGUCAGUUGAUGUUUGGUCUUUGAUUCAAGUGAGACAUGAAUUUCCCUGAACUAAUGAUGUUACUUUUUCCCCGGAAAUAAAAAGUUUGUUGAUCUACAGGUGCACUUUUCAUUAUUUUAUGCAUUAAUAGCUUAGAAGAUGCCUUCGGAUAUCCUAUUCUUUAACCUGAGGAGGGUUAUUGCUGUAAAAAAAUGUCUCUCGCAUUUCUGUUUGCUUGUUUUUUCCAUAUGGACAAAAAUAUGUUUAACACUAGUCAUGCGUUAUAAACAUAGCAUAGACAGGCUGAGUUGAUUUCCUUCUCUUAAAUAUUCAUAGUUUAUCUAAAAUCCUCUUGCAAGAGAGCAUUGAGUUUGAGAACAAAUGCUUCUGUUCCUGUGGGGCAUGUUUUCUUUUUGUUGCUCAUAUAAAGAAUUCCUUUUUAUAGUUUCUUAUCUGAGUCUUUAAGGUCUUUUAUGUUUGUAUUUUUCAUCUCUAUCUUAGUGCAAAUUUAUUUUUGGAACUACGUAAUAGUUUUAUGAGAUACUGGGUUAGAAUUCUCAUCUGUCUUAAUUGCUGGUCACUAUUGCACAAUGACGAAUGUUUUUAUUCUAAAUUUGAUAUCAUAUUCUGUUUGACUGUCUUGUAGUUGCUGAAGAAAUACUUUCUGGGUUAAAUAUAGGAAUGAGAGCAAUUAUCAUUAGUUUAAUGAUAACUGAGAAAAAAUGGUAAGUAAAUGUCUUUGAUACUUUGAAUUUAUGUUUUAAAACAGAUGUUCUUUCUAUUUUAGUAACUCACUUCAAUUUCUUUGUCCAAAUUUCUAUAGUUUAAACAUCUCUGUAGAAAAAAAAAAAGCUAUCCAAACUAUGUGUGCUCUGUGUCAAAUGCUUUGGGUGAUACCCUGAAUGUCUAAACAAGGGAAUUAAUCCUGCCUGAGGGCUGAGGGCUUUUUUGCAACAGCUCUGGGGAAACAGAAGAUAGUCUGGCAUCCCAGCUCUAGGAUGGAGGAACCUGGCAUUCUCCUGUAACUUUCACAGCUUAUUUUUACCAACUCCUUACAUGUAGUCACUUGGGAAGCCUCCAUAGCACUGGGCUCAGCAACAUGCAAGGCCUGCAAAUGCCUCUUGCAAGGACUUACAAAAUGCAAGGUCACUUGUGCUGUGAGGGCAUGAUACCAGCAAGGUAUUUGUGGCUGCAGAAAGGAGAUCCUGUAUCCUUGUGCAAACAUAUCUUAAAGAUGCUUGUCUGAAUCCCACACCAGAAUCACAGGGUAGAAAUUAAACUCAGAGAUUAAGAAAAAAAACUAUGAAUGUUAACACAGAAAGUUCUAGUAAAUGCAGUUGAGCAGUGUCUGCAUUGUUACAUCUCUCAUGAAGAAGGUUAAAGCACAUCUAAGUACUGGCAACCUAAUAAUUUUGUACACGAUUCUGAUGGAAUGUGCAUUUUGGUAACAUGCGAGAAGUAGAUACUCAUCGGAAGGAGUUUGCCUAGAAUAUGUGGGUUUAGUACAAUCUAUGUUCAUGGUGGUUCUUAAUUUAUAUUUAUUAUCUGCAAUUAUGUGCAAGAAUAAAGUCAAACACAUGUUAUUUAA